AACAAAACCACGGCCAUGCUCUCCGCCGCCGCCUCGGCCAUCCCCAGGCUCCGGUGCGCUGCGCCGCCGCGGCACGCUUCGUCGAGAACUCAGUGGUCUCUGCUGCGGCGGCGUCCGCUCUCCUCCUCUCCGAAUGUAGCGCCCGCCGCCGCGGCCUCGGGGCCGGGGCCACUGGAGCCGCCGGACCUUCCCCGCCUCGCCAAAUCCGCCCGGAUAUCUCUCUCGCCGCAGGAGGCCGAGGAAUUCGCGCCCAAGAUUCAGCAGGUGGUAGAUUGGUUUGGGCAGCUUCAAGCGGUUGAUCUUGAGUCCAUUGAGCCUUCACUUAGAGCUGAUACUGCAGUUGGUAGUUCGUUGAGAGAAGACAAGGCUGAACCAUUUGCUAACAGAGAUGCCAUAAUAGAGGCCCUUCCGAGCUAUGACGAUCCAUACAUCAAAGUGCCAAGAGUGCUGAACAGUGAAUGACCUGUAAUCUGUAGAUCAAAAUUGUGAUUUUGCUAAAAUUAAAUUCUGUUGUACAACAAAGCACGGUGAAACAAAAAAACAAGCAAAAUAUCGAGAUGAGAAUUUGAGUAAUUGUUAUCUCUUCAACAGAAAGAACAAUUUUAAUGCGUCGGCAUGUUUUGAAACUGAAUACUUAGCUCCA
Lolium rigidum is the source of this 643-nucleotide messenger RNA. RefSeq names its product glutamyl-tRNA(Gln) amidotransferase subunit C, chloroplastic/mitochondrial-like. Gene Ontology annotation, molecular function: glutaminyl-tRNA synthase (glutamine-hydrolyzing) activity. The record is from RefSeq and is a predicted model, not a curated record. The transcript has 5 exons. The coding region runs from base 16 to 462 and encodes 148 amino acids. Lineage: Eukaryota; Viridiplantae; Streptophyta; Magnoliopsida; Poales; Poaceae. Gene Ontology annotation, biological process: regulation of translational fidelity; glutaminyl-tRNAGln biosynthesis via transamidation. Gene Ontology annotation, cellular component: chloroplast.